Messenger RNA from Parastagonospora nodorum SN15, 1188 nucleotides. RefSeq lists its product as hypothetical. The transcript has 2 exons. The record is from RefSeq and is a predicted model, not a curated record. Gene Ontology annotation, molecular function: transmembrane transporter activity. The coding region runs from base 1 to 1188 and encodes 395 amino acids. NCBI's taxonomy places the organism in Eukaryota, Fungi, Ascomycota, Dothideomycetes, Pleosporales, Phaeosphaeriaceae. Gene Ontology annotation, biological process: transmembrane transport.
AUGGGUCUCACGGAGGGCAUGUGGUGUCUCGCUGGGGGAGUCGGCCCAGUGCUAGGCGGCGUGUUUGCAAGUUUGGCAACAUGGAGAUGGUGCUACCAAGCUGACCGUGGUGAAGUCUACAUCAACCUUCCCAUCAGCGCGUUCGCAGGCUUACUCAUCGUGCUCUUCCUCGACAUCCGCCACGAACAUACUUCUUUUUCCGACGGUAUCAAGGCGAUCGACUGGUUUGGUAUCUUCACAUUCUUGGGGUUCACCUUGAUGCUUCUCCUAGGCCUAGACUUUGGUGGUGUCCUUUUCCCCUGGGAUUCUGCAAAGGUCAUCGCUCUUCUUGUGGUUGGCAGUGUCAUGAUAUUCGCCUUCAUCUACACCGAGACAAAAGCUUCGUAUCCGCUGAUCCCUAUGGCACUGUUCCGACGCCGCACUAAUGUAGCGGCUUUUUCUCUGGUAUUUUUCCAUGGAUUCGUCUUCAUCGCUGCGGAGUACUAUAUGCCCCUAUAUCUUCAAUCUGUCCUUGAAGCUUCACCGUUGCGAUCUGGUCUCCUUCUUCUUCCCUUUAUUGUCACUGGUGCGAUACUUGGAGUCUUGGCAGGCGUCUGGAUCCACCGGACUGGAGAGUUUCGUGGGAUCAUGUGGUUUGGUACAUUCCUGCUGGCGUUGGGAUUCGGCCUUUUUAUCUCCUUUGAUGCAUACACCACUACAGCAAAGGCCGUUGGAUAUCUUAUGAUAGGCGGCGCUGGAUCAGGGAUCCUCUUCGAAGCGCCGCUCAUUGCUGUGCAAAGCCAGGUGGAUCAACAAGAGGUUGCAAGCGCUACCGCAACACUAUCUUUCAUCCGAAACAUAGCCCUUUCGAUUUCCACCAUUGUUGGCGGAACUAUAUUCCAAAAUUCAAUGAGCAAUAGGGCAUCGGUUCUGCGCGCGGCUGGACUGCCACAGGAGCUACUGGAAUUGCUCAACGGUGAGAGUGCAAUGGCCAAUGUCAUGAUCCCAGGUACGCUGAGCAAUCCUGAUUGGGAGCUAGCUGCGAAGGAAGCCUUUGCUUAUGCUAUGCGCAACAUGUGGAUUUUGUACACCGUACUCGCCUUCCUCAGCUUUGUGGCGAGCCUGUUCAUCGAGGCGGCGCAUCUGGGUACAGAUCAUGUAGAAACAGUGACAGGGUUACGGAAGGAAGAGCCGAAGGUCGGCACAUGA